AUGGAUAAGGGAUCGCUGAUGUCGUCGGCCUCGAGAGCUCCGAUGAAGCGUGGAAAGUAUUUCCCCAUGUCAAUGGCAAAAAAAGCUGCCAUCAUCAAGCUCGUUGACAGUCGCCGAUUGCGGACAGACGUUGCGAAAGAGUUCCAUAUUUCUAAACAGACUAUUUCGGACUACAUCAAAAAUAAGCAGAAGAUUUUGGAGGCAGCGGAACAGUCUACUGGAUGUCAUCAGAAGAAUGUCGGCCAAGGCACCUACCCUAAGCUCGAGGAGGCGCUUCUCGUUUGGCUGAAGUCGAUCGUGGCCAGCAAGGUUCGCGUCUCCGGGAGCCUCCUCAAACAGAAAGCUGAAACGAUGGCGCUUCAAAUGAACAUUGAAGAAUUUAAGUUUAGUGACGGCUGGCUAAGAAACUUCAAGAAGCGCUUUGAUCUCAGUUUUAAAAAACUGUGCGGCGAAAGUGCAGCUGUUGACCUCAGCAUCGUUGCGAAUUGCCGCUCUGAAAAGCUGCAGUCCCUUUACAAGAGUACUCGCCAGAUGAUACUUUCAACUGUGACGAGGAGUCCGGGCUUUUUUUUGUUCAAGCUGAUGCCAGAAAAGACACUUGCCUUAGAUGGCGACCCUUGCCAUGGUGGCAAACACCGUAAUGAGCGAGUUACUGUACUGAUCGGUAGCAACAUGUCGGGCACAGAAAAACUGCCGAUGCUCGUCAUCGGCAAGUCGAAAGCUCUGAGGUGCUUCAAAGGUGUAAAGUCCCUGCCUGUUUUGUACGAGGCCAACAAAAAGGCCUGGGUAACUCAGCAGCUUUUUGAAAGCUAUGCUGUGUGCGUCGUGCUCUUGCCACAAAACAUGACAAGCGUCCUACAACCGAUGGACCAGGGUGUCAUAUGCACUCUCGAAGUGAACUAUCGAUCACGCUUGCUUUCGCAUGCGGUGGUGUGCCUUGACAGCGGAAAAGCGUACUCGGUCGAUUUGCUUGGGGCACUUAGCAUGCUCGCCGAUGUGUGGAAGUCGAUGGCAUCGAGAACGCUGUGCAACUGUUUCCGCCAUGCGGGAUUUGUGUUGAAUAGCGAGUCGGCCGCCUUGGACAAGGACAGCGUCGUCGACCACGUGUUGGGAAGUGAGCAGCUUAUCGACGACCUUCGCACUGCGGGCGUCGAUAUUCCAUCAGAUGUCUCGUUUUCCGAGUUUGCGUGUGUGGACAACGAUUUGGAACUGUGCGCUGGCCUCACGGAUGAGGAAAUCGUUCGGCAAGUGCUUGCGGAGUUCGAGAGUGACGAUGACGACGACAACGACUUACCUGCAACAGCACAGCGGACGUAA
Rhipicephalus microplus (southern cattle tick) is the source of this 1317-nucleotide messenger RNA. RefSeq names its product tigger transposable element-derived protein 4-like. Lineage: Eukaryota; Metazoa; Arthropoda; Arachnida; Ixodida; Ixodidae. The record is from RefSeq and is a predicted model, not a curated record.